Molecule: messenger RNA, 1905 nt
Organism: Argentina anserina (silverweed cinquefoil)
Lineage: Eukaryota; Viridiplantae; Streptophyta; Magnoliopsida; Rosales; Rosaceae
Product: histone deacetylase 14, chloroplastic
Exons: 10
Coding region: 343-1791 (482 amino acids)
Biological process (GO): negative regulation of transcription by RNA polymerase II
Cellular component (GO): cytoplasm; histone deacetylase complex
Molecular function (GO): transcription factor binding; histone deacetylase activity
Source: RefSeq, a predicted model, not a curated record
CAUUCGAGUCACGAUUCCCGUCGGUUCUUUAAUCCAUUGGCUUUUAGAUAUAUUUCGAGUCUUUCAAUCCAGCCAAAGAAAAUACAACUUCUAUGAUGUGGCUUGGCAAACCGAGAGAGAGAGAGGUCUAAGUGUCACAUCGAAUUUGUGAAAAAUAAUUAGUAGGAAUGUUUCUUUUACGUGGGUGAGAGAAAGAGAAUGAAAAAUCUAGUUUUGAAGCCAUAGGUUUAUCAACCUGAUAUCCUAUGUUUUGGUUCGAGUUUGCCAUGUUGCCGCCUUCUGCCGUUUAACGUUCUCGUAAACGCUACAAGUUUUCUUCACCUCUAGAGCUCCACUGUCUUCAUGGACCUCCUUUCAGUUCCUUCCCCGCCAUCAUUGGCUGUGGUUUUAGUGAAGCAGCUAAGUUGCAAUGGCAUAGGAAAUGAGCGAGGUUCACACACGUUUGGAACCAACAGUUGGCACGAAAUUCUGAAGGUAACUGUUCUGGUUUUAGGGAAUAUGUUGUUUUUGGCACGGCAGCGUUUUUGCUCCUGGAGAAGUCCUGAAAGACUUAAUCUGGAUGCAAUAUUUGCAACAGAUGGAGUAUUGUAUAAGAGUUUACGAAGGGGAACCAGAUGUUUCUCCAAAAAAACUGACGCUUCUAGUUCUUUUUCAAAUGGUACUGGAGAAAGUUUUGAUGUACCUGUUAAUAUAAAAUCAUGUGAAGCUCGUAUAAUUUAUGCGGUAGCUCCUGCCAUGGGUCAUAACCAGGAAGCUCAUCCAGAGUCUCACUUUAGAGUUCCUGCAAUAGUGCAGACUCUUGAAGAAAUGGAGCUCACACCGAAGUUCCGUGGCUCGAAGGUUAUUGAACUUCAAAAUUUUAGGUCUGCAUCAGUGGAUGACAUCACAAGUGUUCAUACACAAUCAUAUGUAUUAGGCCUUGAAAAGGCUAUGGAUCAAGCCUCAAAAGACGGCCUUAUUUUAAUAGAAGGCUCUGGACCAACAUAUGCAACUGUUGAUACAUUUCAGGACUCACUUAUAGCAGCUGGAGCAGGAAUUGCCUUAAUUGAUUCAGUGGUAGCCGAGUCAAAGAAAAGCAGGGAUCCACCUACAGGUUUUGCUUUGAUAAGACCUCCAGGACACCAUGCAAUUCCAAAGGGUCCAAUGGGUUUUUGUGUGUUUGGUAAUAUUGCAAUUGCAGCUCGUUAUGCUCAGCGUGCACAUGGCUUGAAGCGUGUCUUUAUAAUUGAUUUUGAUGUUCACCAUGGGAAUGGGACAAACGAUGCUUUCUAUGAGGAUCCGGACAUAUUCUUCCUUUCAACUCACCAAGAUGGGAGUUACCCUGGUACCGGAAAAUUUGAUGAGAUAGGUAAAGGGGAUGGCGAAGGUACGACACUAAAUCUUCCUCUCCCAGGAGGGUCAGGUGAUUUUGCUAUGAGAAGUGUGUUUGAUGAAGUAAUUGUGCCAUGUGCUCAAAGAUUUAAGCCAGAUAUUAUUCUUGUCUCUGCUGGGUAUGAUGCGCAUGCAUUGGAUCCACUCGCAAGUUUGCAGUUCACAACUGGAACAUAUUACAUGCUAGCAGCUAGUAUUCAACAACUCGCCAAGGAUAUGUGCGGAGGCCGGUGUGUGUUUUUCUUAGAAGGAGGAUAUAAUCUCGACUCUCUGUCAUAUUCAGUUGCAGAUUCAUUUCGUGCUUUUCUUAAAGAGCCGAGUUUGGCGUCGACCUUUGACAACCCUGCCAUGUUGUAUGAAGAGCCAUCAAUGAAGGUUAAGGAGGCAAUUCAAAGGGUUAAACAUAUGCAUUCUUUGUGAAUAUCUCAUAUUUUCACCUAACAUUUCUAUAUUAUAAAUAGUUAUGUACAUAUGUUGACCCAUUGAAAUCACGGCAAUCCUCUAGAUUUAUAUUGAUACUUCUUGUGUUGAGCA